AUGUCUAAUGAAGGAUUAUGUAGAGAUCCUAUAUUUGGUCUCCCAUCAUGUCCUAUUGGUAGACAAAAGAAAAGAAGAGUGAUGCUUGCAGUUGUAUUUUCUUUGUUGGGGAUUACAAUACUAAUCGUCAUGCCCUUGGCAUAUGCAAUUGGAAGAUACCGAAGGAAAAAUUUGGCGGAAAAUGGAGUAGACUUUGCACCUGGCACAACUCUAAAGGUCUCAUAUUAUGAACUUUUGCAAGCAACUGAAGGGUAUCGUAAAAUCCAUUUGCUUGGGAUUGGGAGAUUGGGCACUGUCUAUAGAGGGACUCUCAAUAAUGGAAGGGAUGUGUUUCACUAUGGCUCCUCUUUGCCUAUUGUUCACUGUGAUUUGAAGCCAUGUAAUGUUCUGCUAGAUGAAGAUAUGGUUGCCCACUUGAGUGAUUUUGGAAUUGCUAAGUUGUUGGGUGAAGGAGAAAGCAAUGCAUACACUACAACCCUGGGAACAUUGGGUUACAUUGCACCAGAAUAUGGAUUGGAAGAAUUGGUGUCAAUAAGAUGUGAUGUUUAUAGCUAUGGCAUUGUAUUCAAACUUGUUGGGACUAGAAGAGCACGACACAAAGAAAUUGAGAUGUUGUCAUCUAUAAUGGAACCUGCUUUAAAUUGCUCCAUGGAGAGUGCUAGUGACAGGGUGAACAUGAAAGAAAGAUUAUAUACUUUGUCUAUAAAGUUAUAUAACACGCAAUUAAAUCUAGUUCGAAUUUUCUUAGUUUACAAGUUGAAUUCUGUAGAUGUCUUGAAUGCUUUCUAG
Molecule: messenger RNA, 789 nt
Organism: Olea europaea var. sylvestris
Lineage: Eukaryota; Viridiplantae; Streptophyta; Magnoliopsida; Lamiales; Oleaceae
Product: G-type lectin S-receptor-like serine/threonine-protein kinase LECRK4
Exons: 5
Coding region: 1-789 (262 amino acids)
Biological process (GO): protein phosphorylation
Molecular function (GO): ATP binding; protein kinase activity
Source: RefSeq, a predicted model, not a curated record